Messenger RNA from Pocillopora meandrina, 932 nucleotides. The record is from the annotation of a GenBank genome assembly. NCBI's taxonomy places the organism in Eukaryota, Metazoa, Cnidaria, Anthozoa, Scleractinia, Pocilloporidae.
AUGACAGUACUUUCCAUUUUUGUUAAGCAUUACACGAAAUCGCAGCUACAGCAGAUGAUACCAGGCUUAACCAUAUGGCAGAUAAGGAAGCACACGGCAGUGGUUGGAGCCGGUGACUGCCGGAAGAGUGGCAACCUGUGGUUCACUACAGGCUCGACAGCCAAAAACUUGAUCACUUUCUGGACUUCAACGGUUGCCCCCAUUAUAUUCAAGAUGUGGCGUACGGCACCAAAAAGCUACAAAUGUCAACUGGUGAGGUGUUACAGAUCCCAAACGUGGUGCGCACUAUGCUAAGCUUCCGUAUGGUUGCACUAUACCAGAACGACUGCUGCAAAAUGGAGUUUGAACCUCUCGCAAGAUCAACCCUUUUCGCUGUGCUUAAAGUAAGUAACCCUGUACAAUCUACUUGUUUCUUAUACACCUUUUUAUGUGUUUUUUUCUCUCAAAGUGUUGACAGGUAUCACUAACAUAUGUAGAUUUGCCUUUUCACUAAAAGAUACCGUAUCGUUCUAUUCAAUCUUUCAACAAGUGCGUGCUGCAUCGAAAAAGGAGAGCCGCCCAGGCCUGGAUAGCGUGACAAGUAAGGGAUCCUUUGACACUUUGGAAGCCGCCGUUCUUACUAUCGGGUCACUAGGUUAGCGCGAUUGCUCAAAUUUGUCAUUUGUUAUGAAAGUGACCAAACGUGCAUGGUAGUCAUUAGGUUUGAUUAACAGUGGUCAUAAUUGUUCACUGCAUAUGCAGGCAUGUCUACUGAAUGGAUUAACAGCACUGUUAAAAGGUUUCAAUCAGCCAAGGUAUACCUUAAGACCGAUCACAAGCUGCACGUUACCGAGGAAAGCCCUUGCGCAGAUCACAGCCUGGGGUAUGCGCUUUCUUCCAACGAGAAAGACUUCCACGCCACUUGUACGCACCAGCAUAACAUUCUUAUGUGA